GUGGCAAGAAGAAGCAGCACUAAACACGCGGUCGGCGGGCUGCAGUUAAAUUCAACUUUUAAAUAAUUAAAUACUCUAACUAUGGUCCAGAAUAAACAGAAAACCGCUAAGUUACCAAAGCCCCCAAAGGCAGUGAAAAGCGCUGCCAAGGAGGAUGGAGUUUCCAAGGCAGAAAGCUGGCAAAAGGUCAAAAUCAAGGGCCACGUGAUAUCCGAUGAUUGUGGAGGCUACGAGGGGUUAAUUGGUCUGGAGGUCCUCAAAGAUUACGAUGCAAGCCUGGUUAAGUCCACGCAGAAAAGAGUUAGUUCCCGGAAUCCCCCUAGGGAGCGCAAGCUAAAGAAGAAAAAGAGGAAGGUGUCCAAAAGCGGAGAGGAGGACUCCAGCGAGAGUUCCAGUGAAUCGGAAAGCGAGGAUGAAGUGGUGGCCACUGCCAAGGCCAGUAAAAAAGCUCGUCUAGCCGAGAGGCAUGCCCAAAAAAUGCAGAAACUACGUGAGAAACGAGAGAAGCGAAAGGAGCUUCGCAAACAGAAAAAAUCAAAGGGCAAUGAAAACGAUAACAGCGAGGAUUCCAAUGAAGAAUAUGCGGCAGAUCGUUUUGCACUGCUCAGACCACCCCCUUCGGAUGAUAAAGAAGAUAUUGCCGAGACGGAAGAUUCGGAGAACCAACAGGAAUCCAGUGACGAGGAGGCUCCACAACUAGUACCAAUCCCCACAGUGGAAGCGGAAGAUGUCUCCGCCUGGAACGGCCUGGGAGUGCCUGCUCCCAUCCUGCGUGCCCUCGGCGAACAGGGCUUCAAGACACCCACUCAAAUCCAGGCUUUGACUCUACCCGCUGCCAUCCACGGCAAAAAGGAUAUCCUCGGAGCAGCGGAGACGGGCAGCGGAAAGACCCUGGCCUUUGGCAUUCCUAUGCUGGCCGGAAUCUUGGAGCUGAUGCAAAGGAACGUCCUUUCUGGCAUACGAAAGGCGCCCAAGGUGAAGGGACAGCAGCCCGAACCAGCGGCCGAUGAACACGAGUUGACGCCUCCGCCGGAAGAACUAGAUCAUGUUUCCGGAGCCAGUGAUGAGGAAAGCGAUGCCGAGGAUCAUGCUCAGCGCAAGCAGACCCCCUUGUACGGCUUGGUGCUCACACCCACCAGGGAGUUGGCUGUACAGGUCAAGAAUCAUCUCGUAUCGGCUGCCAAGUACACGGGCAUUCGAGUAGCAGCCAUUUUUGGUGGCCUUGCCGUAGCGAAACAGGAACGAGUUCUACGACAGUGCCCAGAAAUCGUUGUGGCCACACCUGGUCGUCUCUGGGAGCUUUACGCCCAGGGCAACCACCAUCUGGGCAAGAUUGAGGAUGUCAGCUUCCUGGUCAUCGACGAAACGGAUCGCAUGGUGGAGAAGGGGCACUUUGAAGAACUCAGGAGUCUACUUAAAGUUCUUAACUCGGACGAACAAAAGAAGCAUCAGCGGCAGAACUUUGUUUAUUCGGCUACGCUGACAUUGGUUCAUGACCUUCCCGAUCACAUGCAAAAGCGCAAUAUAGGCAAACGACCCAAGUUUGUGAAGCAAACAGUAGAUCAGAAAAUUGAGAGCCUCAUCGAGGAGCUAGGCAUUUCCCAACCCAAGAUUGUGGACAUAACGAGCACACAGCAAACCGCCCAAACAUUGACCGAGAGCCGUCUGCUGUGCCCAAUCGAUCAUAAGGAUUUCCAUCUUUACUACUUUAUUCAGCGCCAUCCCGGUCGCACCAUUGUCUUCUGCAAUUCCAUCGACUGUGUCAAGCGACUGGCCACGCUGUUCGGCCUGCUGGACUGCAAUCCUCUGCCCAUCCAUGCCAAUAUGAUCCAGAAACAGCGCCUGAAGAAUUUAGAACGAUUCCGUGACAGUCCCACUGGUUUGCUGAUAGCCACUGAUGUGGCGGCGCGAGGCCUGGACAUCCCGAAUGUGGAGCAUGUGAUUCACUACCAAGUUCCGCGUACCAGUGAGAACUACGUCCACAGAUCGGGACGCACAGCCCGAGCUAAUAAGCACGGCAUAACCGUCAUGUUCAUGGAGCCGGGCGAGGUAAAAAGCUAUGUGAAGCUGUACAAAACACUGGAAAGAACUGAGGAUCUGCCGCUUUUUCCCAUCUCGGAGCGAUUCCUCGCCGCUGUCAGGGAACGCGUAAAUCUUGCGCGGGACUUAGACAAGGAGGAACUGAAACUUAAGCGCGUUCAGAGCGAGCGCGGCUGGAUGAAGAAGCAUGCCGAAGAAAUGGACAUGAUCAUCGAUGGCUACAACGAUGAAUCUGGCAGUGACCAGGACGAGGAUCCCUUUGUCAUAGAGCGAAGGCGCAAUCGUUUGCGAGUGGAGACAGUAAGAGCCCAGCUUAAUAGUCUUCUGGCCCAACCAAUCUUCCCCAGAGGAUUCAGCUUCAAGUAUCCCAACAGUGAGGCAACCCAGUUGGCCACAAGCCACACCCAAAGUGCCGUGGAGACCAUGAAGGCGGCCAUAGAAGAGCAGAAGCAGGCCAAAAAGGAUCGUAACAAACGCAAAAGAAAUGCCUAGGACAAACUAAAACUAUUUUUAUUAAAUAAAGGAUAAAAUAGUUAAAACA
Drosophila rhopaloa is the source of this 2581-nucleotide messenger RNA. Its product is annotated as ATP-dependent RNA helicase DDX24. Gene Ontology annotation, molecular function: nucleic acid binding; ATP binding; RNA helicase activity. The transcript has 5 exons. The record is from RefSeq and is a predicted model, not a curated record. Lineage: Eukaryota; Metazoa; Arthropoda; Insecta; Diptera; Drosophilidae. Gene Ontology annotation, cellular component: nucleolus. Bases 82 to 2532 code for a protein of 816 amino acids.